Molecule: messenger RNA, 7241 nt
Organism: Pectinophora gossypiella (pink bollworm)
Lineage: Eukaryota; Metazoa; Arthropoda; Insecta; Lepidoptera; Gelechiidae
Gene: SOCS5
Product: cytokine-inducible SH2-containing protein
Exons: 11
Coding region: 327-1397 (356 amino acids)
Biological process (GO): phosphatidylinositol phosphate biosynthetic process; intracellular signal transduction
Cellular component (GO): phosphatidylinositol 3-kinase complex
Molecular function (GO): 1-phosphatidylinositol-3-kinase regulator activity
Source: RefSeq, a predicted model, not a curated record
ACAAAAAUGUCAGACGAACAAGGAAAUGCGUAUUUUGACUGCGUAAAAUUUGUAUAAAAAAACUGUAAAUUACAUUUACAGACCUGUAAAUAGACUGUAAAUAACUUCAAUGUAAAUAUUGUAGCAUGUUUUAGUGAUACUACAGUACGCUGAAGUAGAGUUGUGUUUAUGAAAAGUCACAAUAAACUACGACCCGAAUUUUGUGCGAAUUUUUAGUGAAGUGAAUAUUCCGAAAACGACAUAGAAAUCCGAAACCUCGUAAUAUUAACUAAACAGACAUGGUAGUUCGCUGGACGAACCUCGCAUUGUUUACGUAGAAGAGCACAAUGGGACAGCAGACGUCAAGGAAAAGCGGUGAGUGCACCUGCGGUUGCGGCGCGUGGGAGCGGCGACGAUACGUGGAUGAGGCGCCCAGCAGUGUACAUCGAUACGUCAGCGCCGUAACCGACAGAUGGCGCGGCGGCGAGUGCGCCUGCCGGCGCCGGCGCUGGCGCCGCGCGGGCUGCGUGUGCACGGCGUACCGCCGCGUGCCCGACGAGCGCCACGAGCGCCUCGCCACCGUGCUCACCAUAGGCGCCAGGGACCUGCGGCGCGAACUCGACGCCAUCGUCAUUAACACAGACGGCGAUACUGGCAGGGAGAAUGGAGAGCCCACAGCCGAAGUAUAUGUGUUGUCCGUCGCUCCUAGAUCGGCCGAGGGAGAUACGACUUCCGAGAAUGGUCGCGAGCUCACACCAGCCAAUGAUGGCUCCAUACGGCUGCAUCCACACUUCCAGGUUGUGUGCGGCGGCGAGCUCCGAGCGCUGUUGCUGCGGGCGCCCGCCAUGCCGCAGCCGCCGCUGCCGCCGCCCACCAAAGUGCACACACAGGUGGACUAUAUACACUGUCUAGUGCCGGACCUUCAGGAGAUCACGGCGUGCUCGUUCUACUGGGGCAAGAUGGACCGCUAUGAGGCGGAGAGACUGCUGGACAACAAGCCAGAAGGCACAUUCCUCCUCCGCGACUCGGCACAAGAGGAGCACUUGUUCUCAGUGUCGUUCCGCAAGUACGGUCGGUCGCUGCACGCGCGCAUCGAACACUACCAGCACCGGUUCAGUUUCGAUUCGCACGACCCCGCCGUCUUCGCGGCUCCCACAGUCACCGGGCUCAUCGAGCACUAUAAGGACCCGGCAUGCGUGAUGUUCUUCGAGCCGAUGCUGACGGCGCCGCUCGCUCGGUCGCAGCCCUUCACGCUGCAGCAGCUGGCCAGGGCGGUCAUCGUGUCGCAUACCACAUACGAUGGUGUGGAGAAGCUCCCGCUGCCGGGGCGGCUGCGCGCCUACCUCAAGGAGUACCACUACCGCCAGCGGGUGCGCGUGCGCCGCCUCGAGCACGACCUCUACGACCCGCACUGCUAGCUCGCGCUCCACUGCUGGCCGUGGGACCCACACUGCUAGCCCACACUCCACUGUUGGGAGUGAGACCCACACUUCAAAGCUGAGUGUGGGACCCGCACUGGGUGUGUGAAAAGGACACAAUCAGCGUUUCAUCUUAAAAGCAUUUGUGAUUUGUUUACAUCGCUACUUCUUUUAUAUGCGCAAAAUGUCAAAUAGCAAUAUUGCUUUUUAGAUGAAAUGCUUUAUGGCAUUUUUAGACCACCGGUAGCGUCCCGCUCAGCAGGUAGAAGGUGAUCGGAUACCCUAGUCGAGGGAUUUAUUCAUUCGAUUUUGACUUGAUAUCGUGGUCGAUGGAUUUAGCAUUUGGCUUGACGUCGCAGUGGAUGGAUUUGAAGUGAAGUGGGAACAAUUUUUUCAAUACUAAUAUUAAUACAAAAGUGUGUCUGUCUUACCUGUGGAGGUAGGAAGAAUAACAAAAAUUUCAUAAACAUAAACAAGGUAGUAAUUUUUGUUUUAUAGUGAAAACCACGCGCCAUUUUGAAAAAUCAUUAUCCGAUGUGAUUCUCCAUGGUAUAACAAAACCAGCGGGCCUAGCACCGUAAGCACGCGACUCUAUCUCGCCGCGACAGAGAUCGUCUGUCUCUUUCGUGCAGUACUGUGAGAGAGUGAUGGGUGACGUAUGUCGAGGCGAGAAAGAGUCUCGCGCUUGCGGUGCUAAGCCCGCUGGUAUGCUCAAUCCUAUGACAAGCCGCCAUUGCUAGCCCAUUGAUGACGUAAGUGUUACCAUUAAAUUGGUAUCUCCAACAUUCCAAGGACUUAAAUUUUAUUACUAAAAAUUAAGCGAAUUGCCGACUAACGUACUUAAUUACUGUCACUUGACAUUUAUAUAAAAAUAAUUGAAAUUGCCUUACAAAGUAAAUUGAACAAUGGUGCUAGUUCCUGCAGACGCCAUCUAAUUUUAUUUUAAGUUAUACCUGUCAUUUUCUUAUCCGCUGAAAAAGAUAGGGACAGGUAAUCGAUAGGCAUAAAAUUUAUGCAACACACGUAAAUUUUAAGUAGACAGCACGUCAAACGGAUUGCAUACCAGCGAGAUGCCUAUUUUAUUCGCCCGAGUUAUUCAUUCGUUUUAAAAUUAACUUGUUGACAAUCAUCCGUCCCUUACCUUUUCGGCGGAUAAGAAAAUGACGGGUAUAACUUAAAAUAAAAUUAAGAGGUGUCUGCAGGAAUCGGGGCCAAUGUAAAAUUUGGUUGUGGUUAAUUUAUUUUUUUACAAAAUGGCAACUCAGGGCGGAUGACGUCAGCUGGGCUAACCUUGAAAUGUUAGCUGUCAGUUUUGAGCAUACCUGGUCUUGCUAUACCAUGUGAUUUUACCAACCAGCUUAAAAGGCUACUAGGCCAGUGCCGUUAAACCUUUUCCAAAAAAAAAGAUAAAAAUGUCGACUUAAAAUUAUCUUAGUCACGCGAGAUUAAUACAUGGAAUUCACAUUCGAAUGUGACUUUAACACAAUUAUUUUUAUUUAUUUUUUUAUUUUUUUUGUGUGGUUUUCACUAUAAGAUGGCAAAGGUUUACCGUCAAUCAACCGGAGGGGGUAUGGAGCAUUCCACGCUGCUCCACUGCGGGUUGGCAUGUUAUAAUCAUUUGCGAGGCGUGAUAUUAAAAUUACUUACAGCAAGAUGCUGAACAAAAUGUAACUUAACGUUGCAACAACGUUUACUUUAAAACGGCGACAAAAGCAACACUGUCUUGGCGGACAUUGAACUUUCAAUAAAAAAAAUUGCUACGAAAAGAAAAUGGGCGAAUUUGUCUACCUACUCAAUACUCAAAUUAAAAAGUAUCUUUAUUCUGCUUCUAUCGUGUGGGUUGUGUUGGUAAUCCACUCCAUCAACCCUGGUGUCAGGGUUACUAUUGAGCCGCCAAAGGCCCCUCACAUGGCUCAUGUAACGACUAUUUACAAUAAGUAGUAACCGGGACCAACGGCGUAACGUGCCUUUCGCACGGAUCAUCUUUUCGUAAGGUGAUCAGCCUGCAAUGUCCUAACACUAAGAAGACAUCAUCAUCUUCACAGUUUUUCACAGGGUCCGCUUACCUAACAUGAAGAUUAGACAGGUCCGGUUUUUCACAGAAGCGACUGCCUGUCUGACCUUCCAACCCGCGAAGGGAAAACCAGCCCUAAAAAAACACGACACCAAGUUUGAUGAGGUCGAUCACUGACCUCAACCCACACGAUAGAAGAUGCUUCAGAAAAUAAAGUAUAUUUUAGUCUAUUUGGGUUCAGUAGUUAAAGUCCAAUCUGUGAGACACUAUUUAUUAAUUAAUAAAAUUCGCGCACACGCAUCCGAUAUAUAAAAACAAUACCACAGAGAGAGAGAUAGAGCACAGACAAAAUAUAUGGCCGCGCACAGCGCAUAGACAAAAGAUAAUUGUUAAGGUUCUGGUGAAACAAACCAUAAAGUAGAGCAAAUGUUAUCUAAGAGUUUACACACACUGACAUGACAUAAUUAUAAAAUAAAGGAUAUGCGCGGCGGAAAUAACUACUGGCGGAAACGACAGGGCAGGGUGCCUCUGGUCGCCCUGAGGGGACGGUCCAAAGAGGUGUCACUCACUAUAAUAUGAAAUUUAAUAUCCUUGUUGGUUUGUUAGUGUUGAGUAGAUAGACCAACUUGCCCAUUUCUCUUUUACGCCAAGGCAGUGUCGCAGGUAUAUAUUGAGGGACUUAGGUUACGUUCCCCGAACAAAAUAUAGAUGGCGGUGUACAGAUUAAAAAAACGUGAUAAUUACAUAUUUUCUCAUUACUCGGGUACAUAAUUAUUAAAAAAUAUAUUUUAGUGGUUAGUUAAGCAACUUUCGCAAAGGCCGGUCAUAAAUUUGGGUGACCACAAAAAAAAGUUUUCAUCUCGAGCUCCACCGUGCUUCGGAAGGCACGUUAAGCCGUUGGUCCCGGCUGUUCUAUCUAUCGCAAAAGGUUUAAAGAAAGGCAAAUCUGUACAGCGCCAUCUAUAUUGUCUUUGAGAAACGUAGCCUGGAAAGUUCUUCAUUAUUAAUAUAAAAAAAGUAUUUUUCAAAUGUAAAUAUUUGUACUUUGUAAGACACUAGAAGGCGAUAGUUGAAGCGUUUGUUUAAAAAAAAGUUAUAAAUUUCAUGUGAUUUGUGUUAAAAUUUAAUGCUCAACAUUUUGUUAAUACAUAGAAAAACGUGAUAUAAAAUGUCGGACUUAUUAUUACGUUUUUUUUUUAUUAAAAUUUUUACAACUUUAUUUUUUUUAUUAAUAAGUUAAUAAGAAAAAAGAAAAUGUUUUUCCUUAGUUUUAGAUCGGUCUUUAUUUAGUAAUCAGAAUUUCAUAAUUUAUCUUGAACCUAGUACACGACCCAAUUUUAUCAGGUUGUGCAUGUCAGCACUAUUGGAAACCACGUGAUAUCAAUCAUCAAUGAUGAUAAAAAAAAAAACUACUGGUGGAUUGGGGUCUCCAUUUAAGCGACAUAGCCUGUGUUUGGAGGCCCCGCUUUUCCAUACAUACAUACAUAAACUCACGCCCGUAAUCCCUAACGGGGUGGGCAAGCCACAAGUAAUCAAAGACAACUUGCAGCCACUGUUGAUACGAUGUCGUAAGCUGGAUAUGACUAUGGCUUUUCCAUUAUUACAAAUAAACCCAAACAUGAAUUCAAACUCAUGAAAUCGCGUUCAGUGGUUUGGAGCGCAAGUCGGGAAUCGAACCCGUGACCAUACGAUGAAAGUCACGACAUCUCCGAAUGGAGUCAUUCUGAAAAUAAUACAGGUUGUUAGUGACAUCGUAACGAAAAAUAUGGGGGAUGAUUCUCCAAACAGCGCUAUCGCAGUAAAUGUUUCUUAUCACGCUCAACCCUUAUUGGGUUAGGCAACGAGGACCAAUUAGAUAACACAUAACAUAAGCUAACGACUAUAUCCCAAUUGGGGUAGUCAGAGGUACAUCCAUCGCAAGAUGAACUGAGUACCCACACCUCGCCGCUCUCUCUGUGAGACCAACGUGAUGGCUCAUUAGAUAUUUGAGCAUUAAAUUUUAACACAUUUUACUCGUAAAAUACAACUUUUGAGUAAUAAAUAUUAUAUAAAAAAAAAAUAUUUCUGAAACUCUCAUGUGAUAGAAUAAAUGCUUCAACUAUCGACUUUCAGUUUGAUAACGAUUUUAUCAAAAUUUUAGAUACUUUAUCGUGCUAAUUCCAAACACCUAAUUACACAGCACCUAAAUUUAUUUUAAGUUAUACCCGCCAUUUUCUUAUCCGUCGAAAUAGAAAGGAACGGAUGACUAAUGGCUGUUCAUUUUGAAAUUGAAUGAAUAAACCGGCCGAAUCAAGGUAUCUCGCUGGUAUGCAAGCCGUUUGACGUGUGCUGUCAACUUAAUUCUGUCGGGAUAUUGGCCGAUGUAAUUUUUUUAGAGAGUCGUUUUAGAUUUCCGUCUCAAAUGCACGUGUGCAUAAAUAUUAUGCCUGUCGAUUACCCGUCCCUUUCCUUUUCGGCGGAUAAGAAAAUGACAGGUAUAACUUAAAAUAAAAUUAGGUGGUGUUUACAGGAAUUAGCACAUGUAUAGUUUUAUGUAAAGAAACAUGAGCGUAAAUCUAUAAGAAGUGUCUAUAUUUGAGUAAAAAUAGUCUAAAAAGGGGUUAUUAUUAAUUAUUAUUGAUAAUUAUAUAAUCUGUGAUGCGCCGUUCUCGGCGUUCCCAAAGUGGGAAUGUUCUCGUUGUAAAAACUCUUUAAUAGUAAGGACACUGACUUCUUUUCUUUUUCAAAUUGUUCUCUCUUGUACUCUGGUCUUAUCUAUACAUUGUUUUAAGUUUACGCGGUUAUUAUCAUAAUUAAAACACAUAAUAACGGGUUCUUACCGCGUUUAAAUAUCCCCAUUUAAACGCGGUAAGAACCCGUUAUUAUGUGUUUUAAUUCUUAUCUUAUCUGCCUAAAGGUUAGGUAGUAAGGCUGUUUUAACCUUUUUGCGCCUUUUACUGUCGGGAAUUUUCCCAGAGUGGGAAUAUUCCGCGAACGGCACAUCAUUGGAUAGAAUGGUAAAUAAUAAAAUAUUGUUAUUGUAGUAUAUAAGAUUUCUACUUAUUUAUACAGGGUGUUAGUGACAUCGUAACGAAUACUCAGGGGGAUGAUUCAGACCAUGAUUCCGAGUUAAUAUCAGGUGGAAUUUUUCGUCGCAAAAUUCAUGAUUUUUUUUUAGUUUUUUAAAAUUAUUUUCAAUUCUAUAUUUUUGCGAUGGAAAAUUACACUUGACAUUAACUCAGAAUAAUCAGCUGAAUCAUCCCCCUCAGUAUUCGUUACGAUGUCACUUACACCCCGCACAAGUGCAUACGGUAGCCAUACAAGUAGGUAUGGGUGUAAGUGACACCGUAACGAAUACUGAGGGGGAUGGUUCAGACAAUGAUUCUGAGUUGAUAUCAAGUGGAAUUUUCAAUCUGAAUAUUCAUGAAAAUUUUUGUGUUUUUUAUGAUUAUUAUCAGUUCCAUACUUUUGCGACGGAAAAUUCCACUUGAUAUCGUCUCAGAAUCAUGGCCUCAAUCACCCCUCAAAGUUUUCGUUACUAUGUCACUAACACGCUGUAUAUUAUACUAAGCCGAACUGAAAGGAAAAUCGAAUAAUUUUUGCUACUUGUCUAAUACCCUUUUUCUGCGUACAGUCAUGAGUCAUGAGCAAUAUAAUGUACCCACUUUCGGACUCUGUCGCACUAACAUAUUUGACAUUUAGUGAGACUUACAGUUCAAUUUGUCAAAUAAAUUAAUGUGACAAGGUUUUGUCGUGGGGGUACGCGUACUACUAAUUGGAAACCACUGUCAGGGUUACAGGGUUCCGUGUAAUUACUACUUAAUAAGAAAAUUAAAAAAAAAUACAUUUUU